Prorocentrum cordatum is the source of this 774-nucleotide messenger RNA. The record is from the annotation of a GenBank genome assembly. NCBI's taxonomy places the organism in Eukaryota, Dinophyceae, Prorocentrales, Prorocentraceae.
AGGAGGCGAUGGCCCUCGCGGAGCGGCUGGCCGCCGAGAAGGCGGAGUCCAAGAGCCGGAAGGUCAGACCAGAGGACCUGUUUGGAGGAGAGCAGGCCGUGCAGCAGAAGGCCGAUAUCAAGUUGACCGACGAUAAGGUGAAGAACCACAAGAUGCAGGGGGAGUUCGGCGCCAAGAAGUUCAUCAAGGACCCCCUGACGCACGGGGGUGAAGAGCCAGCAGCAGCCGGCAGCCAAAGGCUUCAACGGCGGAGGGCGCCGCGGGGCGCCCCCCGGCGUGUAGCCCGCCGCCGCGGGCGCCCGCGGGGCCUGCGGGCCACCGAGGCGCACCCACCUGAGUGCCGCUCCCACCGCUGCGCCCUGGCCGCCGCCGCAGCCGGCCCCUCGCGCGCGGAGACGCCCUUCGUGAAGGGCGCGCUUGCCGCGGCCGCCGCGGCCCCCGCGCCCGCGGCCGCCGCGCUCGAGCCGCGCCCUGAGCCGCGGCUCCGCGCCGAGGGGCCGCCGCAGGCGGCCGCCUGGCGUCUCCUCCGUGACCGGCGGGUGGCUGGCGCUGUUCCCGCCGCCGCUCCGUGGGCGUCGAGUCAUGUGGGGGGGCGAUGGCGUUGUUGAAAUUUGGAGGGAGGGUGUGCUGCAACAUCCUUGACGAGUCUUCGGCUUGCGCCUGUCCUCCUCCUCCUCGUCAUGCUACUGCCGCUCCUCCUCCCUGGCGUGUGCGCGCCCUGGUGUUAAGUCGGGCCUGUCCCUCUACAGGGGGAUUUUCGACGAAAAAUAAAAA